Molecule: messenger RNA, 1273 nt
Organism: Saimiri boliviensis boliviensis (Bolivian squirrel monkey)
Lineage: Eukaryota; Metazoa; Chordata; Mammalia; Primates; Cebidae
Source: RefSeq, a predicted model, not a curated record
UGUGAGACCUCCUAGGCCAAGAAGAACAACCUGAGGACUCUAUUUCUGAAGGUCAUUGAACUCCUUUAGUAAGCCCAGAGGAGAAAUCCGAGAUCAAUACAUCUUUUGAAUCUAUGACAGCUAAGGGUACAUCACUUGAAAUAGUCACUGUACUAACUACUUCCUUCAGCAUUUGACUCUUGGCUCCUUGUGUUGUGAGCUCCUUGUUCCUGCAAAGCUGGCUGGGGUCACCAGAGUAGGUCAAAAAAAAUCUAUCAGUGACAGAGAUAGGGAAUCUCCAAUCUCUAUCCCAAGACAUGUUCUCGAUGACUUGAGCACAUUAUUAGAUGUUGAGGAUACAGAAGAGAGAUUUCAUCCAUGGGAAAAUGACCCUCUGAAAAGAAGUGUAAAAGCAUCAAAAGAGUCAUUGGAGGGGACACCUGAGAGUCAUGUGGCUGAGGUUUCACAAGAUCCCGCCAUGCUUCCAGUCCAGAGGAGAAAGCUAGACCCACUCCCCAAAAAGUAUAGACAUCAUAAGAAGAACACAAGGACAAAAAGAAUGAGGAAGGAGGAAAUGGAGGCCCAGUGCUCCCCUGUUCAUCCAACACCUUCACCUUUAACACCAGCACAAAGUGAAGAAGAUGAGGCUGUAGACAAAAAGCCAACUCUACUCAGUGCCCAGGAAGAUAAUCCUGACCUUCUCCAUGAGGACAGAUUACAGAGUCUACAGGAAGAAAGUUUCAGUGUGAUGCAUCAGGAAUGUCAGAUCCAGUCCUAUGACCUCUCAGUGGCUCAGGAGCCCAGGCCCUCUUCUCCUGCAGUGACAUCCUUGGCAUCACCACCAUUCUGCUUUAGCGGUUUCCUAAGCUGUGUCUGCCAGACCUUCUCAAGGUCUAGGAAGCAGAAGCCUCCCAGAAGAAAGGGUAACAACCAGGCCGAGGCAGGAGGUGAUGCUGAGGUCCUGAGGCCUGGCCUACUGAGGAGUCUGUGCAAAACCAGAGUUGAGCCUCAGCAAAACAUGUAGCCACUUGAAAUUGAUAUAGCUUCCCUUGCAUUUAGUUUUAUAGUUCUCUCUGUAUGUCAUUGUUCCUCUUAGUUGAGUUUUUGCCUGUCAAAGAGAUUGAGAGCUGCUUUUAUGCUAAGAUCUUCAAGCCAAAAUCCACAGUAAAAGCAAAGUUAAACUUUGAGACUUUUAACUUUUACUCAGUGGUGGAAUUACUUCCUACUUCCUUCCCGUUAGGUAGAAGGUGGGAUUCUCUCUGGAGUAGUUGUUCCCAAAAUUCAUGUGUCUAUC